AUGAAUUUGAGUUUCCAGCGCGGCCUUGUUGAACGGGAGAUCACAGCUCUGCUACACGAAUGCACCAUACAAACGAAAAAUGUGAAGUCUUCUGAUGCAGCCAGGCACACGGAUGAAACUGCAAGUGGGCAACAAAUCCUGGAGCAGAGAGACAUCUCGCAGGAUGAUGUGUGCCCAAUUUGUCAAGAGAAACUGCUUGCAAAACAUGUCCCUGUCACUUACUGCAGAUUUGGGUGUGGGAACAGCAUUCACAUAAAGUGCAUGAAAGUUUGGGCGGAUCACCAGAAGUCUACUGGUGAGGUGAGAGUCCACUGCCCUCUCUGCCGUGAAGAUUUUGGCCCUUUGCAGUAUCUGGAGCAGGAACUUAGGAACUCUGGGCCAUUGUCUAGAAGAAAUCGACUGACAGCAUUUAAAUGUAGAGGGUGUGACAUUCCAAUCACUGGAACAUGCUACAGGUGCACAGUUUGUUCCGAGUAUUAUGCAUGUGAGCUGUGUUUCUUAGCCCAGCAUCACAGUGAGCACGACUUCACCCAUAGACAGAAGCACAACCAGCGCUGGCGCUGUGCUGUGCGUAGUUCUGGAGCAGUGCUGCCACCUGCUGUCAUGGAGAACCUUUCUGGGAGAGAUCUUGUGGAAGAUGACUACGAUCUUCUCCUACAGCUAGCGAGCUCUCAGCCCGGCAGACUACUGACAACAGAAGAAGUUGGAAGGUUGUCCGUGAGUACAACAACUGCGAGGGGUCACCUUCUGCAGCCAGGGAUGCAGUGUAGAGUCUGUCUGCGGCCCUUCCUCGCUGGCCACCGUGUCCGCACCCUGCCAUGUGCUCAUGUGUUUCACAAGGAUUGUAUCGACAACUGGCUUCAGAAUGAGAGAGGAGCUUGCCCUGUGGAUGGUGAAGUACCUACUACUCAUCAUGCACCUCGUGUGCCUGCUAGAAUGUCUGAAAACUGUCAGCAGCCCCACAAACACAGAGGCACCCUGCAGACAACUCAACAGAACACACUCGCCCCAUGUUUUACUGUCAGUGGAUGUGCUAUGACUCGACAGCUCAAGGACACCAGGUCGACACCUCGACACCUCCCCCGUCCCGAGGGUGGACUGUCAUGGCCGACGAUGCCAGGGAGCGAUGCGGCGGGUGCAGACGCUCGGCACGCGGCCAUGACACAGUCCGCCCCAGCGACCGUCGCCCAUGACGACGUCUCCAAGCCUCGGCUCCCCGGCUCCUCCACGGCGACAGAUCUCUCGGGUGUGAGGUUCAGUCGGUUCUGCUGGGGGGAGCGCGCAAGGGCUCGGGGCGUGAGCGGGGCCGGACGCGUGAGGAGGGGUCGCGCCGCCGUGCGCAGCGACGUGACAAUGAGCGCCCCCUGUUGGGAUGACGGGCUGGCAGACAUGACGGUGUAUGCAUCGCGUGUCAGAGCGGACCACACAGACGUAACAUGA
Messenger RNA from Priapulus caudatus, 1440 nucleotides. Its product is annotated as E3 ubiquitin-protein ligase Zswim2-like. Gene Ontology annotation, molecular function: ubiquitin protein ligase activity. The coding region runs from base 1 to 1440 and encodes 479 amino acids. The record is from RefSeq and is a predicted model, not a curated record. NCBI's taxonomy places the organism in Eukaryota, Metazoa, Priapulida, Priapulimorpha, Priapulimorphida, Priapulidae. The transcript is spliced from 10 exons.